CCGUCGUCAUCUCUGUGCGCCGAGCCCGUCGGCAUGGCGCUGUUUCACAUCGCGCGGUACCGGGGCCCCGAGGCGGCGGAGGCAGACGCGGACGCGGACGCGGACGCGGACGUGGGGGCGCAGGGCCGGGCCCGCGCGCUGCUCGAGCGGCUCCAGAGCCGGGCGCGGGAGCGGCAGUGCCGAGAGGCGCCGCAGACCCCGGAUCCUCCGAGCACAGAGGCGGCGGGGAGGCGGCGGCGACGGCCGCGCAGGAGCAGGGGCCGCGGGGCGGCUGGGAGCCCGGAGGCGCCGCCAGGGAAGCGACUGAGGGUGGACGGCGGGGCGGCGGGGCCAGGUGGGCGCCGAGAAACCGGGGCGCGGGGGGCCGGCGCCGUGCGAGGAGCGUCCCCCGGAGAGGGGCCCGAGACCCCCGGAGAGGAGCCCGAGACCCCCGGAGAGGAGCCCGAGACCCCCGGAGAGGGGCCCGAGACCCCCGGAGAGGGGCCCGAGACCCCCGGAGAGGCUCCUGGGUCCCCCCGGCGCAGCCUGGUGCUCGGGGGCUUCCGCCGGAUCCGGGCCCCCAAGCCGCAGCCCUUCCUGCCCGCCUGGCUGGCCGAGCCCCGGUGCGUGGAGCGGAGCGUGGCGGCCGGCCUGGCGCCCCUGGACGCGGUCCCUGAGCUGCACCCCGAGCUGCGGCGCCGGCUGCGAGCGCAGGGCGUCGUUUCCUUCUUCCCAGUGCAGGCCGCGGUCAUCCCCGCUGUGCUGCGCGGCGCGGCCGGCGGCUUCCUGGCCGGCACAGGCGGAGUCCUGCCCCGCGACCUCUGCGUCUCGGCGCCCACCGGCAGCGGGAAGACCCUGGCCUUCGUGAUCCCGGUCGUCCAGGCCCUGUUGCACCGCGUGGUGUGUCGCGUGCGGGCGCUGGUGGUGCUGCCCACCAAGGAGCUGGCCCAGCAGGUGAGCAAGGUGUUCAACGUCUACACGGACGCCACCCCGCUGCGGGCCGCCCUGGUCACCGGGCAGAAGUCGCUGGCCAAGGAGCAGGAGAGCCUGGUCCAGAAGACGCCCGACGGCUUCCGCUGCCUGGCUGACAUCGUGGUGGCCACGCCCGGCCGCCUGGUGGACCACAUCGACCAGACCCCGGGCUUCAGCCUGCGGCACCUGCGCUUCCUGGUCAUCGACGAAGCCGACCGCAUGGUGGACAGCAUGCACCAGUCCUGGCUGCCCCGGGUGGUGGCCGCAGCCUUCCCGGAGGCGGCGUCCGACCACGGGCCCCCCGGGCUGCUGCGGCGUGGGCUGCCCCGGGCCCCCACGGCGGCCAGCAUCUGCUGGCCCCAGAUGCCACUGCAGAAGCUGCUCUUCUCGGCCACGCUGACCCAGAACCCCGAAAAGCUGCAGCGGCUCGGCCUUUACCGGCCCUGGCUCUUCUCUGCAGCGCCGGGCCCUGGCGUGGACACGGAUGAGGACGGGGCCGGUGCCGGCAAGUUCGCCUUCCCUGCAGGGCUCAUGCACCACUACGUGCCCUGCCGCCUGCGUGACAAGCCGCUGGUCCUGUUGCACCUGCUGAACCAGGCCCCGGACGCCCGCGUGCUCUGCUUCACCAACUCGCGAGAGAACGCCCACAGGCUCUUCCUGCUGGUUCAGGCUUUCGGGGGGGUAACGGCUGCCGAGUUCUCCUCACGCUACGGGCCCGGCCGGAGGAAGGCGACGCUCAGGGAGUUCGAGCAGGGCAGGACCCGGCUCCUCAUCAGCACGGACGCCACAGCCCGGGGCAUCGACGUGCAGUCCGUGCAGCUGGUGGUCAACUACGACGCCCCCCAGUACCUGCGCACCUAUGUGCACCGGGUUGGCAGGACGGCCCGGGCGGGCAGGAGUGGACACGCCUUCACGCUGCUGCUCAAAGUGCAGGAGCGGCGCUUCCUGCACAUGCUGGCCGAGGCUGGGCUGCCUGAGCUACAGCGCCAGGAGGUUCGGGAGGAGCUGCUGCGGCAGCUGGAGCCGCGCUACGAGGAGGCCCUGGCGCAGUUGGAGCAAGCGGUCAAGGAGGAGAGGGCACAGAAGGCCGCCUGAGGGGGGGGGCCCCGCGCCAGCACCCCGGAGGACUGCCCCGCCCACAGGAGCCUCAGGAGGGCGAGGCCCCAGUGCCACCUCGCGGGCUCUGGUUAAAGCGGCCCCAGAACUGGCAGCUAAGCGUCAUGCAGGGUGGGGUGUUGUUUCCUUCCAAGCCAGCCUGCCUGCCGCUGUCUGGGGAAACACCCUCGAGGCUGAGAGACAGCAUAGUGGUUCUGGAGGGACUCUCCUGCCUGAGGCUCUGUGGUCUCAAGUUCAAGCCCCAGCACCUCCAUCAGCCAGAGCUGAGCAGGACUCUGGUAUCUCUGUCUUUCACUAAAAUACUAAAAAUGUAAAGAAACAUCCUCU
Messenger RNA from Erinaceus europaeus (western European hedgehog), 2394 nucleotides. It is a transcript of the gene DDX51, whose product is annotated as DEAD-box helicase 51. The record is from RefSeq and is a predicted model, not a curated record. Gene Ontology annotation, molecular function: nucleic acid binding; ATP binding. Bases 34 to 2046 code for a protein of 670 amino acids. NCBI's taxonomy places the organism in Eukaryota, Metazoa, Chordata, Mammalia, Eulipotyphla, Erinaceidae. Gene Ontology annotation, cellular component: nucleus. The transcript is spliced from 15 exons.